This is a messenger RNA of Dermacentor andersoni, 7277 nucleotides long. Its product is annotated as pentatricopeptide repeat-containing protein 1, mitochondrial. Lineage: Eukaryota; Metazoa; Arthropoda; Arachnida; Ixodida; Ixodidae. Gene Ontology annotation, cellular component: mitochondrial matrix. The record is from RefSeq and is a predicted model, not a curated record. Gene Ontology annotation, biological process: tRNA 3'-end processing. Gene Ontology annotation, molecular function: protein binding; tRNA binding.
CGCUUGCUCUGCCUCCCACUUCGCCUGUAGGGUCUACCCUACUUUCUGAGCUAUUGCCACCGGCUUGAUGUCCUGACCAGUCAUUCUCCGUUGCCAGCGCCUCAAGCGCAUCGAGCCGCCUUUCCAGUUCGGCGCUCCUUUCCCUCUCUUAAUUCCCCAAGCUCGGCCACGGUCCUUACUAAUUGCGCGGCCUAGGGCCGCCUCCACCUUGACCAAAUCGUCGACUUUCGCCUGCAGUGCUACCCGCUUCCAGUUCCUUCCGCUUCCAAGUCCCUUCCACUUUUUGGACUGCUUUCUCUAUGCUUUCCGAAUCGGCGCGACGGAGAACGCCGCCGCGCGUUCCUCGACAACAACGAAGACGCCCGAGGUGGAUACCGCGGGAGUGGCCGCCGAUCCCAUCGUCGCCAAUUUUCCCUCCCAACAACGAGAGGGGGAAAGGAUGGAGAAGGAUGCUACCCCGAACAUUUACGACGACAAAACUGACGACGACACAGGUGGCUGUUGGAAGACAGUCAUACAUAAGCGACGCAUCCGUCAAACGCACGCUAAGACGCAACCCUCCGAGAACAUCUUGGGCAUUCGGGACGCCUCCCAGCCUACCGUACGCAAGCGCAGUCGGAAUCAGAACCUGCCUCAACUUCCUUUGCACGACGAAAAGAUAAUUCUGCGGCCUCACGGAGGACUUUGCCUCGAUAAGUGGACGCGCCCAGAACUCGCCAGUGCUCCAUGGAGUGCAGCCGGCUUGACCACCGACGAUCGUCCGGACAUCAUAUUCCGACUGCGACCUCAGCAGAACUUGGCAAUCAUCAGCACACCCCAGUCACACGUAGCCGACGCAUUGUACAAGAUCAAGGAGGCACUCAACUUGUUUUUCGAAAAACAGAAGGCAUACGAAGUUAAGCCAACCCACGUCAUGUUCACAUUGCUCAUUGGUGGCUGUGGCCGAGUUGGGUACACCAAGAUGGCGUUCAAACUGUACAAAAUGAUGCGUGAUCGCGGCCUAGAGCCAACGCCAGCUACUCUAACAGGACUGUUCAAUUCAUGUGCGGAGAGUCCUUAUCCUGAAAUGGGCCUAGAGAAAGCUCGCAACCUUUAUGAGCAGAUCAAGUUGAAAAAUUGGGUUCCCAGCAACCUCACCUACCAUGCCAUGAUCAAGGCAUUUGGCAAGUGUGGAGACCUUGACAUGGCCUUUAGGGUGAUGGAUGAGAUGGCCGAUGCCAAGCAUGCGAUUACCACCGAGACCUUUGCAUUUCUUCUGAUGGCCUGCAUCACUGACAAGGAAGCUGGAUUUUCACUGGGACUUAAAGUGAUGCGAACCAUGCUAUGGAAGAAGAUCCGACCCUCGGUAUACUGCUACAACCUUUUUUUGCGCACGGUCCGUGAAUGUGGUGUUGGACCACCAGAGAUGUUUCAGGAGCUGCUGCUAGAAUCUCUCCAACCUGGCAAGGCCAAACGGAUCAGCAAGAAGAAGGGCAAUGCCAAGGCCGACAGUAUGCUUCGCCUAGAGGCACUCUUGUCCGAUGCCACAAGUGAAGGCCCCACCGAAGCUGCUAGAUUCGCUCAAACAGAAAAGGAUGCCUCAGAACGAGUUUUUGAUACCAAAGAAGUGGAAGAGUUGCCGUCUGGUAGCUCUGGAAAGACAGCAACCUCAGCAAGCCUGGCCACUUUGCCGAACCUGCUCUCGCCAAGCUUCAAGCACACUGGCGAAAUUGUGGGACUAGGAAAGGUCACUGAACCUUACCACAGACUCCUAAUGAUUGGUGGAGUGAAGGGGAUGAUGGACCACUUUCGAGACAUGUCAGUGUGUCCAGAUGCCAAGACCAUCACGCUGCUGCUGGACUGCAUUCCCAACAACUGUGAUGCUGAGAUAGAGCUGAUCGCUGAAGCCGACAAGAUUGGUGUCAAGCUGGAUGUCGAUUUCUUCAACAUGCUCAUCAAGCGCAGGGCUUUUCGCUUGGAAAAGGAAACAGCCAAGGACGUCUUGUCCAUGAUAACAGCUCGCAGUCUCUACCCUGAUGUGGUCACUUUUGGCGUCCUCGCACUGACUGUGCAUACCAAGAGAGAGGGAAGUGAGUUCCUCAAGACAAUGCAGGCAAGUUCUGACUGCACACUUUCUUAAUGCAAAUAGUGUUCUGAGGAUACUUCACGCACUUUCCAGCAUCUAUCUGUGCUGGUAUCUGAUCGCUUUCAUUCCAUGCCAACUUGAGUCACUGAGUACGUGCUGCUCUUCAAAGAACCUUGGACACCAACUUGGGUCACCGGAUAUGUGUAGAACAUGCCUUUUACAUGAUGCAUUUCAGCGGUGGCAUUAUAGUGCGUCACUGCAUUGCCUAAAUGGUCAUUGCAUUAUCGUCAACAUCCGGCCUGAGAUGGUUUCUGUUGGAAUUGUUUCCCGGUACUUUACAUGCUGCAGGCUUUAGACAAGGCAGGCAUAUGGCCGCUCACUGAAACCUCCACCUGCAUUGAGGCUGUUAUACACGAUAACACAACUACUAGCGGGCAACUAUGAAUACUUUUAUUCAGUCAUCCUUGUUGUUUGACGAGUUUGCCUCAUCAGUGCUCUCCCAAAGCUGAUCGUCCUCUGUGCCAUCAAAUACUGUUUGAGAUUUGGAUCACCUUGGCACUCUUGAAGACAGCCUCGAACGAAAUGUCGCACCGCACAUUCAAAAUCUGCUUGUACAUAGCAGUGUCCUCUUGAAGGCCAACUGCAACAAAAUUUCAUUUGUUCUAAAUUGGCUUUAAAUGCAUAGUAUAUACUAUCCAAGUAAUCUUGGCAAAGUCGCAGCGCUGGAAAUUGUCCAAUUUUCUUAUAAACAGCAUUUAAAUAGCCUAAGCCUAAGCAGACGUGUACCCGGCGGUGAGUGGUAGUGAUGCCGGUAUGGAGAAAGUCCCAGAAUCGUACAUGACUGCUGAUCACUCUAUUGUGCCUAGGCGUAUUGCUCGCUCAACAUUUGCUAGUUGAUCGGUGUCUCUCUCGAUGUGCUUUCCCAUUGUGCACGUGAUUUGCCUGUUGCAAGAUUGCCGAUGCGUUGCAUGGCUGUCGGGUGGUAACACAUGCUCGAACACAAGCUAUGGCUGUGCAAUACACAGCUUCAUGCAGAGCAAGGCAGAACACAUUUUCCCUGUCCCAGCUUUCAGGGAAUAAGCAUGCACUGCACCGCAUCAGGAAAGUGUGAUGCUGGCCAGCCAACGCACAAAAAGCAUGUAAACUGCACUUGAUGAAGCUGCACAGGCUACAUUUCACCAGCACAGUCACUUACCCAUGCAAGAUCUGUCUGCUUGCCAAAUGCUUUCUUGAAAUGACUAUAAGUGCUGUAAGCUGCGAUGGAACAUGAAAAGCAAAGGCAAGUUGUAUUCAGGGGCAUUAUGUCCAGCGAUCAUUUCUGGUGGUGCAUCAUCUUCUAGACAUUUGGGACGUCUCUACAUAUGACGGGUCGAAGUAGAUGAACAAAAGCCUUUCUGACACAGCACUAGAAAAGCUGUCAGCCGGAACCACAUGCUCGAUUUGUCACAAAAGAGAAUGCAAUGUGGCGACUAUUGUGUAGGUGCUGGAGUGCGAUGCCGCUAGAGUGGCAACAAGGGCAUGACGAGUAACAUGACAUCGAGGCCUCUCCUAUUUUGUUUUUUUCUCCAUGAUGCAGCUUAAGAACUUGCCUUAGGACACUCAGUAUGGCUGAAACACACUGGAUCUAUGUUGUGUGAUCGUUAUUCAGUGGUGGCGUCUAAUGUUACAAUGAUGAUACCGUUUUCAGCAGGAUAGUAACUAGUUCCAUCUAGUGGCAGCUUGCAGAAAAUUAACCAGCAUGUGAAUAUGCACAUGAUGUUUAGGGUAACUUUUCCUUUCAGAAGUUUUUUACGUGCUAUGAGGUGAGAGUGCAGACCUUACACAAGUAAAUAUGGUAUAUAUGACUUGUGCGAUGUGGUUGUGUAGAAUGAUGUGAUGUGUAGAAAGAACACAUUUUCGAAGCGAUGCUUUUUUUUUUGGCUCCUCCCCUCACUCUGUGAGGAUGGCUGAGUUAACUGGGGCAAUCUCUGAGUCUGUGCAUUUAAGGCGAUCCUGAUACCAGCUUGCAAUAUGUGUUCUAGCAAAAUAUCUUAUGUGGUUCUAAACUUGGGCUGAUCCUGGAGGCAAUGCAAUGUCACAGCACUCACACAUGCAUUAACAGAUAGAGUUAACCAAUAAGUGACUCCAACGGUGUACCUCAGCAAGUCUAACGGGAAGCUGUCACUUUGACUAUCAUCCUCCAAUGGCUCCUGCCCUGUUUUGCUUUGUUUUGCUUCCCUUGUUUCAGUGCAAAGACAGUACAGCAAGACAAACAGAAGAGUUUGAUUCUCUUGUUUCAGAAUCAAAGUAUGUGAGUGUAAUCUGGCUGAUGAGCCUUUUUUUUCAGACAUGUUUGAAUAACUUGUAGUGCACCAAGGCUGCACUGAUUCAAGUAUAUAACACUAUUGAUAUCAGCUGUAUUGUCUACAAACGUUUGAUGGGAAGCAUCUGGAGACCUAUGAGGAAAAAUGCUUUUGCAUCAAAGAAGCAAAGCACAGAAAAAGACAUCAAGGAGAAGUUUAAGUUUUAAGUUUAUUUCAAUUUGCAGUGUAUAUAACACACACGUGAACAUCUUCUGUGACCCAAGAAUAUUGAUUAAGGGUCCCAGACGAAUAUAACUAGAUAAGUAUACAAAAAAAUGUGAGCAACAUUGACAGCAAUUUAACAGGACUAUAGUACAGGAUGAACAGUUCUCUUAAGCAUGGGGUUAGUAAGCGAGUUUUUUAGAUAUUCUUUAUUAAACAAGUGAAAAGAAGUGAAGGCAAUGCAGCUAAGCAUUUUGUGAGGCCUGACUUGAAGGAAGGAUACCGGGAGAAAAGUGAAUAGUUGGAAAAUGUUUGCUUUGUACCAGCAAAAGUCCUUAGCCUAAACCCAGCUCUCAAACUGUUUAUUUUCCGUUAUGUUUUGUACAGCAGGUUGUGCUUAUUAUGCCAGGAAGUGGCACUUCUGCUGUUGUCGCUGUGUAACGAGUGGUACUCACUCUUGCCGAUGUUCCGGGAUUGAAGUCCUUUCUUUGGAGGCUAGCGAUACAGUGCUGGCACAUGAGUGAAUUUUUUAUUGUCGAGGAAAGUCGUGCAUUGGGAAGGGCUGUCAAUGCAGGCAGUCCAUGUGCAGCAGAGGUCCAUGAAAACAGAUUUGUUCGAUUCCUUAAUAUGCCAGUGAUUACUUUUGCAGUCAACUGUUGCACUAUUUUUCCCUGUACCAUUACACAUUUCGCAGCAUGAAUUGAGCACAGUGUGUCAGCGAUCACCCAGUUGCGUUUAUGACAGCUGAUUGCACAGUAGCAGUGUUGAAGCGGUAAUUGUUUCGCAUUCAUGCACUUUCACUUGGGGCAACGUGUGGCAUGCCACCAGAAGGAGACAUCUUUUUCGUUUAGAGAAAACUAGUCUGUGAAAAGGGUCUAUAGCCUAAAAAAAAAAAACGAAGUACAGCUGUCACAAUUUGUUGCAUAUGAUGGAAAGUGAAACUUUCAAUAUAUAUUCCUGGGUCCAAAUGUGUUGCGUUUCAAGGGGUCGCAGAUGCAGAGUCUGUUAUAUUGAUACAGCAUAGCCACAGAUAAAGGCUGCCUCAGUGUUGCUGCAGUGAGUAUUGUGAGAAGGACAAAGUGGUGCCAUUUGCUAGUCGACCACCAUCUUGGUCGCAUUUGGACUAACAGUGUAAAUGCAUAUGGUAAAUAGACUUUUGCCUGAGUUUACACACAACAUCAUCAUUAAUGUGGUAUAUACAGCAAAACCUCGUUCAUACGUGUUGAAAAAAAAACACACAAGAAAAACGUACUAACCGGGAAAACAUGCGAUCUGAAUAACUAGUAAACGUUGACAGACUCAACUAUAGUUGACAUCUAUGUAAUGCAAAGCGUCGUGCGGAUCGUUGCGGCAUGAAAUGCCGGCGUGCAUCGAGCUGGUGGUGCUCCGGCGGCCCGAGACCCGUUUUGUUGUUUUUCUAUUGCGUGGUGUUUUAAGAGGGCGACGGGAAACCGGAGUGAAAAAACCGAGGUGACACCGGAUGCCACCGGAUGCCACCGAAGCGCAAUUUGAGGCCCACAUCAUGCCGCCUGCAGCAGGGAAUGGCAGCUCGUUUGGAUUAUCACCUACUAAAAUCGUGCAGUACGCUACCAAUGGAACUACGUGCCACGCACUAUAAAGAGAUAGGUGAAGAAGCUUAUCGCAAUAGGUUUGGCCGCGAUAGCUAUGAAUGCGGCGUGCGACGACCCGGGCGGAGAUUUGCUGGUAGCUGAAUAAGAAACUGCGCACCGUCAUUUGCUGUGAGACUGCUAUAUACUGUUCGAUCGCACGUGCCUUGUUCACAUGGACUCUAGCGGCCGGAAAACGUGUACGCUUUCAUUCUGCAGCAGGGAAGGGCAGCGCAUUUCAGUUAUCACCUAUUAAAAGCGUGCACUGCGCUUCUGAUGGCACCAUGCAUGUGCUGUAAAACAGAUAGGCAAAGAUGCUUAUCGCAAAAGGAUUGGCGCUGAUAACUGUGAAUGCCAUGUGCGACGACCCCGGAGAAGAUUUGUUGGUACCGAGAUGAGAAACUGAGUGCACGCCAGUGACAGGCGGGCAAGUAUUUCGGUGAAGCUGCAGCGGCGGGCAGCUAUAUACUGUUCUCGAUCGCGCGUGCCUUGCACAUUUUCUUGUUUACAUGGGAUCUAUCGGCCGGAAAACAUAUAUGUGUAAUACAAUUGCAGUUUGGUGACGUACUGAACAUUGGUGCCGAAAAAUCGUGUUUUCCGGGAAUGUAUGAACCAGUAAAGAAUGAGCAUAACUCUGUUGGGUCAUUUUUCGUGUUCUCGAUUGCGAAUGAUGGCGCCGGGAAAACUUAUGUAACGGGAACAUACAAUGAGGUUAUACUGUAUAAAUGUGUGUUGACACAUCUGCUCACUUAUUAAGCAUGUUUCUGAUGAUUGUGCCUGUUAAUGAGCUGGAUGGUGAUAAUAUGUGUUCCUCGAUGCAGAAAAAUUGGUGAUGCUGUUUAUCUUGGUACUUCAAGCUAACAGCACAGGCAACUGCAAAAUAGGGUGCUAAAAAACACAAAACAAAGAAAUGAAAUAGGACCUAAUCCACAUUUGACCAAGAUGGAAGCUUGGACUGGUUGGUUAACACUAGAAAUGAUAGACCACUGCAAAGGAUACUAACGUAAGAAAGACAUAACGGAGUGCCUGUGUGUGUCUUACAUCUGCCUUUCAUUUACGUCUUUACCAUUCCUAAUCUACCCAUGCCAUUUUUUUCUGUUU